Messenger RNA from Cyclopterus lumpus (lumpfish), 965 nucleotides. RefSeq names its product cytochrome P450 3A40-like. Gene Ontology annotation, molecular function: oxidoreductase activity, acting on paired donors, with incorporation or reduction of molecular oxygen, reduced flavin or flavoprotein as one donor, and incorporation of one atom of oxygen; iron ion binding; steroid hydroxylase activity. NCBI's taxonomy places the organism in Eukaryota, Metazoa, Chordata, Actinopteri, Perciformes, Cyclopteridae. The coding region runs from base 1 to 948 and encodes 315 amino acids. The transcript is spliced from 9 exons. The record is from RefSeq and is a predicted model, not a curated record.
AUGGGCUUUCCACUGGACUUUUACAUCGAGACCUGGACUAAUAGUAUUUUCAUCACUCUAAUCACAGUAUAUGGAUAUGCACCAUAUGGAUUUUUCAAGAAACUAGGCAUCUCUGGUUUCAAACCCAUGCCCUUUAUUGGGACAUUUUUGGAGUACAGAAAGGGCAUCCACAAUGUUGACACAGAAAGCUUGAAGAAUAUUCCCGACUAUAAAUGUGUUGUAGGAUGGCAGACAGCUUUACUGGCAACAAUGGACACAGCUAUGAUCAAAACAAUCCUGGUAAAGGAGUGUUAUUCUAUCUUCACCAACAGACGGGUAAAGAAAAAAUACAUUGUCGGGGAAAUGCCCACCUGGUCCAUUAUUCCGGUAUGUAAAUAUUUAAUGUUUUUGUUAUUUACUUUUGGGCAGAUGUACUCCAUAAUGUUGAGGCACUCAAGUAAUCUGAUAAAGAGCCUUCACAAGAAAGUAGAGGAGGAUGAAGUCAUAGAUGUUAAAGAGUGGUUUGGACCCUACAGUCUAGAUGUUGUGACCAGCACUGCCUUCAGUGUGGACAUUGAUUCCAUCAACCAUCCAUCUGAUCCUUUUGUGGCAAACAUUAAGAGAAUGGUCAAGUUCAACUUCCUGAAUCCCCCCGCUUGUGCUUUUUGGUUUCCAUUCUUGAGCCCAAUUCUUGAGAAGAUGGAUGUGUCAUUCUUGCCUGCUGAGGUGAUGAAAUUCUUCUACAGCUCUCUAGAGACGAUCAAAUCCGACCGGAAUAAGAAUGAACACAAGAACCGAGUAGGCUUCAUGCUGUUGAUGGUGGACUCUCAGAGGUCGAAGACCAGCAAAGAGGAUACAAACUCCCACAAAGGUUCAGCAAAGAGAACAAAGACAGCAUGGAUCCUUAUUCCUACCUGCCGUUUGGAGCUGGGCCAAGGAACUGCAUCGGCAUGCGAUUUGCUCUCUUAAUGAUGACGUUGGAUACA